Onychostruthus taczanowskii (white-rumped snowfinch) is the source of this 493-nucleotide messenger RNA. RefSeq names its product NEDD8 ubiquitin like modifier (gene NEDD8). Gene Ontology annotation, biological process: regulation of proteolysis; protein neddylation; modification-dependent protein catabolic process. The record is from RefSeq and is a predicted model, not a curated record. Gene Ontology annotation, molecular function: ubiquitin protein ligase binding; protein tag activity. The transcript has 3 exons. Bases 125 to 361 code for a protein of 78 amino acids. Gene Ontology annotation, cellular component: nucleus; cytoplasm. Lineage: Eukaryota; Metazoa; Chordata; Aves; Passeriformes; Passeridae.
AGUUCCUCCCACCGGCACGCCCCUUUAAAACCAUAGACGAGUCCUCCAAGCCGGCCAGCUUUCCCUUUAGCCCCGCCCACUUCCGGCGGCGCUCCGCCACGCUUCCUCCUCUCUAUGGCCCAAAAUGGCGGCGCCCACGAUUUUUAACCCUCCGGAGCCUCCAGAUGUGCCCGAAUGCGCCCAGGUGGAGCGGAUCAAAGAGCGCGUGGAGGAGAAGGAAGGGAUCCCCCCCCAGCAGCAGCGGCUGAUCUACAGCGGCAAGCAGAUGAACGAUGAGAAGACGGCGGCCGACUACAAAAUCCAGGGGGGCUCCGUCCUCCAUCUUGUGCUGGCCCUGCGAGGGGGCGUGGCCAGGCUCUGAGGGGGCGUGGCCAUGUUCUGGACACUCCCCGAUUCCCUUUAAGCCACGCCCACCUUCAUUUCCCCUUUUCCCUGAGGUCGUUUCCUGUUCAUGGAUCCGUUAUUAUUUAAUAAAGGUUCACUGAUAACGUCA